CCUCAACAUCAUUAAUAUCACUAUAGAGCUUUCAUCAAACAUCGGUAUGCCACGAAAAAAGAAGCAAAAAACCAAAGAAAGCCCUAAAAAGACCCCUAUAACCUUUCAAGCCCCGGGUUUACAACCCGAUAUCCGUCUAAAGGUCUUCGACGACGAAUUCAUUGCACACAGUCUGAUGUUGAAACUCUAUUCGGCCUUUUUUCGCAAGUUUUUGGAUUCUUCGGACAAGCAACCCAAUCACGAUGUUCAGGCUCAUGAUCGCUCCGGAGGCAUGGAUAGUCACGUGAGCAAUGGCACGUUUAAGUACGAAUGGGUUACGGAGAUUAAUGAUGAUGGUACCUGGUCCUUGGUUGCAGCAUCAAAUGCGAGUCAAGUAUGUUCUACUCCUCAUCUUUUGUCUCACGACCUUGAGAUAUUGGAAAUAUUUUCCCGUGGGAAGGAUAGCUAAUUUUGAUAUAUGACAGAACAAUCCGGACUUCUCAGCAUACAAGGGUGACAAGAAGAAAGAUCCUUUCGCUUUUGAGAGACUUUUAUGUACUAUGUACAUGAAACCUUACGAGAUCCAAGAUUGCGAGGAUCUAAAAUCUAUAGUGGACCUCUCCGAUUAUUACUGUGCUCUCCAGUGGUGUCCGUAGUUUAGGGUCUGUCCUACUCCAAAGUCGAGGCUUUAUUGAAAAUAUCCCGGAGGAUUGUGUUGAAAUACAUGAACUGGCUGUAAAACUUCGCCAUGAAGCACUUUAUAGAGACAGCCUUAUGUCUAUCAUUGGAUGCAUUAGAUCACCAAAAUACGAUUGGCUUAAGGCACCCCUCGCGGAGAACGCGGAAAACAGAUAUAACGCGUUAGUGUCCUAUAUCCUUCAGGUUGAACAGCUACUGGUGCGACAGCUAUUAUUUGCCGAAGGUCAUAAGUCUGGCAAGAUGCUUAGAACGUUAAAGAACGCAAAGCUUAAGGAUAACGAUGUUGAUGAACCAUACCAGACGAGUGUAUACUUCAGGAGAAUAUCCAACUGCGGCUUGGAAGGGGGGUUUUCCCAAAUCUCUCUUGAUGUCGUCAAUAUAGCCCUUGACAAUUCCACCACCUUAGCACAACACGUGCAAGUCGGACAUAUCUGUUGGGAAGCAACCGAAUGCGAAUUUUUUCUCCGUGCAGGGAGAUUUACUAGGGCCCUCCCAUGGGAUUCAGGGGAAGUAGACUGGUAAAAUGCGGUUGCUCUGUUGCUUCAACGCCCAAUAUUUGAUGAUUUAUUUGUUUAUACGACCAGUCUUUGUUGUUUUUCUCAGAGUGUGUACAGUAGUUCAAUCGGCUUGUCUAUGUAGUGGUGCGCUUACAAAGUUGUUCUGAG
Hymenoscyphus albidus is the source of this 1343-nucleotide messenger RNA. The record is from the annotation of a GenBank genome assembly. NCBI's taxonomy places the organism in Eukaryota, Fungi, Ascomycota, Leotiomycetes, Helotiales, Helotiaceae.